AUGAGUGUGGAUACUCCCGGUCCCUACAGUGUGCCUUGUUCUGAGAAAGCAUCGGAUACUGAGGACUCCUUGCCGAAGCCUGCAGUUCACGGUCCUGAGGAAAACUAUUCUUGCCUACAAAUGUCUGCUGCUGAGAAGCUCCGCACAGAGACCGCCUCUCCUCGCCCUUCCUCUGUGGACCUACCUGUUCAAGACAGCCCUGAUUCCUCUACCAGUCCCAAAGUAAAGCUCUCUGGUUCUCAGUCUGAGGAAGAUCCCGACAAGAAGGGAGAGGGCAAGGUGUAUGCCAAGAAGCAGAAGAUGAGGACUGUGUUCUCUCAGGCCCAGCUGUGUGCGCUCAGGGACAGGUUUCAGAAGCAGAAGUACCUGAGUCUCCAGCAGAUGCAAGAGCUGUCUGCCAUUCUGAACCUUAGCUACAAGCAGGUUAAGACCUGGUUCCAAAACCAAAGAAUGAAAUGUAAGCGGUGGCAGAAGAACCAGUGGCUGAAGCCCAGCAACAGCGCGACUCAGAAGGGCUCGGCCCUGGCAGAGUAUCCCAAGGUCUACUCCAGCUAUCCCCAGGGCUAUCUGGUCAACCCAUCUGGGAGCCUUCCAAUGUGGAGCAGCCAGACUUGGACCGACCCAACGUGGAGCAACCAGACCUGGACCGGUUCAGCUUGGAGCAACCAGACCUGGACCGCUCAGACCUGGUGUACGCAAGCCUGGAAUAGCCAGACCUGGAACACUGCUCCGUUCCAUAACCUCGGAGAGGACUCUCUGCAGCCUUACACGCAGCUGCCGCAGAACUUCUCUGCCAGUGAUUUGGAGGUGAAUUUGGAAGCCAUUGGGGAAAGCCAUGCAUAUUGCAGCACCCCACAAGCCCUGGAGUUGUUCAUGAACUACUCUGUGAAUUCGUCGGGUGAAAUGUGA
Molecule: messenger RNA, 909 nt
Organism: Meriones unguiculatus (Mongolian gerbil)
Lineage: Eukaryota; Metazoa; Chordata; Mammalia; Rodentia; Muridae
Gene: Nanog
Product: Nanog homeobox
Exons: 4
Coding region: 1-909 (302 amino acids)
Biological process (GO): regulation of transcription by RNA polymerase II
Molecular function (GO): DNA-binding transcription factor activity, RNA polymerase II-specific; RNA polymerase II cis-regulatory region sequence-specific DNA binding
Source: RefSeq, a predicted model, not a curated record